Molecule: messenger RNA, 3754 nt
Organism: Populus nigra (black poplar)
Lineage: Eukaryota; Viridiplantae; Streptophyta; Magnoliopsida; Malpighiales; Salicaceae
Product: kinesin-like protein KIN-14J
Exons: 22
Coding region: 212-3562 (1116 amino acids)
Biological process (GO): microtubule-based movement
Molecular function (GO): ATP binding; microtubule motor activity; microtubule binding
Source: RefSeq, a predicted model, not a curated record
AGUCAGACAUACAUAGCCGUUCUCCUUUCUCCAUCUCUCUACACCCGGAAAAGAUAGAGGAAAAAACGGAGUCGAUCUAUACAUUUCUUCCUCGACGUUUUUUUUUCCCUUUUCCCGUUUCUUCGAUUCUCAAAAGCAGCUACUGUAAUGCCUGUUCAUUCUUUGAGAUCUCAUUUACAGACAGAAGCAAAUAGUUCUAGAUCUUUGAAACAUGAGUGCUUCGCCAGAAAGGAGCUUGAGCGAAAAUGGGAGAUAUGACAGCUCAAAUGGAGCUCAUGCUGAUGUUAAUAUUCAAUCAGUGAUUGAGUGGUUAAACCGUUCGCUACCUCAUUUAAAUUUGCCAUCGGAUGCGUCGGAGGAGAAACUGAGAGCAUACUUGAUUGAUGGCACUGUCUUGUGUAACAUUCUGGACAAGCUCUGUCCUGGUUUAGUUGAAAUGAGAGGCAAUUCUGAACCUGGACCAGAAAAUAUCCGAAAGUUUUUAGCAGCGAUGGAUGAAAUUGCAUUGCCUAGGUUUGUACUUGCUGACAUACAGGAGGGAUACAUGGAACCGGUUCUGCAGUGCCUUGGGACACUUAAAACUCAUUUUGAGUUUACUGGUGGGAAAGAGAGCAUCCGUGAACAUCUAAGAAGAAGAUGGAAUCUACCGAAGGUAGAAUUUUCAGAGGGAAUCACUAACUCGCUAGUGUACACAGCAACAUGCGAUGAAAACCCUGCCAUAAAUGGAGACGAGAGGCAACAAGAUUCUUUUGAGAACAAAUAUGGAAGCAGCUUGGAUGAUUCUAUCUCUUCAGAGUCUGCUGCUUUGGCGCAUGAUGCUGCACACAAGUUAUCUGAGAUGUUCCAACAAAAGCAAGGGUCCUACGCUGAUCUUUCAGAUUCCAAUAUCUUGGAAUUGAUGAAAUCAAAUGGGUUCGAUAAUGCCUCUACUCGAACAUUGUUCAGCUCAGUGAACAGAAUUCUGGAAGAAAACAUUGAAAGAAAGAAUGGGCAUGUCCAUCAUAUGGCUCUUAUAUUGAAGAAAGUUGUGCAAGUUAUUGAACAUCGGGUUUCAACCCAAGCAGUGAACUUGAAAGAUCUAAACAAUCUUUAUGAGGUUCACUUGGGAAAGUGCCAAUCACGAAUAAAAGUUCUAGAGACCCUUGCAGCUGGAACCACAGAAGAAAUUCAGGUUUUGUUGUCAAAGCUGCAACAAAUCAAGAUUGAGAAAACUAAAAUAGAGAAAAAGAAAAAGCUUGAAGAGCAGGAACUACUUAGAACAAGGCAAGAGAAAAUCCACAGUGAUAUUGAGAACUCCACGCUGAAACAUGAACUAGAAAUAGCCAAGACGGCGCAUGAAGAGCACUGCUUGCUAUUGCAAAUGCGGGCUGAGGAAACUAAAGUUCAAUUGGAGAAGAAAUUAAUGGAAUUCAAAUGUUUUUUAACAGAAUCAAAGGAGAGGGUGAAGGAGCUCGAGUCAUUUUCAGAAUCUAAAUAUCAGAGAUGGAAAAGCAAAGAGGGCACCUAUAAAAGCUUCAUAGAUUAUCAAUCUAGAGCUUUACAGGAAUUAAGGGGAGCUUCUGACUUUCUAAAACACGAGAUCUUGAAGACCAAAAGGAGUUACGCUGAGGAAUUUAAUUUCCUGGGUGUGAAGCUUAAAGGACUAGUUGACGCUGCUGCAAAUUAUCAUUCUGUUCUUGCAGAAAAUCGAAGAUUGUACAAUGAGGUUCAGGAUUUGAAAGGCAAUAUUAGAGUGUAUUGUCGAAUAAGGCCAUUGCUUCCUGGACAAUCUAAGAAGCGAACAACAGUAGAAUAUAUUGGUGAAAAUGGUGAAUUGGUUAUUUCGAAUCCCUCAAAACAAGGAAAAGACAGUCAUAGGCUCUUCAAAUUUAACAAGGUUUUUGGCCCAGCAGCUACUCAAGAGGAGGUGUUUUUAGAUACCCAACCACUAAUUCGGUCUGUCCUUGAUGGAUACAAUGUAUGUAUAUUUGCAUAUGGUCAAACGGGCUCAGGAAAGACCUAUACAAUGAGUGGGCCUAAUAUAACAUCACAAGAAGAUUGGGGGGUCAAUUACCGAGCACUGCAUGAUCUUUUCCAGAUCUCUCAGCACAGGAAAAGCUCCAUCUCAUAUGAAGUUGGAGUUCAAAUGGUUGAAAUUUACAAUGAGCAAGUUCGUGAUUUACUCUCAACUGAUGGUCCUCACAAAAGACUUGGGAUUUGGAGCACAACCCAACCAAAUGGUUUGGCUGUCCCUGAUGCCAGCAUGCAUGCGGUUACAUCAACUGCAGAUGUAUUAGAAUUAAUGAACAUUGGCUUAAUGAACCGUGCAGUGGGUGCUACAGUACUAAAUGAAAGAAGUAGUAGAUCCCACAGUGUUCUCACUGUUCAUGUCUAUGGCAUGGAUUUAGAAACUGGUGCUGUUUUACGUGGCAACCUACAUUUGGUUGAUCUUGCUGGUAGUGAAAGAGUGGAUAGAUCUGAAGCUAUUGGAGAGAGGUUGAGGGAAGCACAACAUAUUAACAAAUCACUAUCCGCCCUUGGGGAUGUAAUAUUUUCCUUAGCUCAAAAGAGUCAGCAUGUGCCAUUCAGAAAUAGCAAACUAACUCAAGUGCUUCAAAGUUCGUUAGGCGGUCAAGCAAAGACCCUUAUGUUUGUGCAGCUUAAUCCUGACGUAGAUUCCUAUUCUGAAACUGUAAGUACUUUGAAGUUUGCUGAGAGGGUUUCAGGGAUUGAGUUGGGUGCUGCAAAGAGCAAUAAAGAGGGAAGAAAUACAAGAGAACUUAUGGAGCAGGUUGCGUUCCUCAAAGACACAAUUUCAAGGAAAGAUGAAGUGAUUGAGCGGUUGCAGCAGCUCAAGGCGAAUGUCAAUGGUGUGAAGUGUGGUAUGAAUUCACAUGGGUAUGAUUCUUCUUCUCCAAGAAGAUAUUCAAAUGGGACUGCACUACAUAGCCCUAGGCUCUCAGGAAGGAAAGGUUCAAGACUUUUUGAGAAAGCAUCUUCUGAUACAGACAACUGCUCAGAGCACAGUGAAAGACGCUCUGAAGCUGGUUCUGCACAGUCGAAGGAUAACUUUCAACAUAAAAAAAUGUUGCUUCCACAGUCAAAGUCAAAGGAUGACUUGACACUCAAUAAAGAAUUUGUCUCUCGGCCAAAUUUUGUCGGAACAUGUUUGUCUCAUAAAGAUAAAGAAGACCUUGAUCUCUUGGGCUUUGGAAGUGCAGAUUCUGAGGAGCGAUUAAGUGACAUAUCUGAUGGUUGUCUUUCAAGAGCUGAAACUGAAGGCUCUCUGGGUAGUGCAGUAGAGUUCACUCUUUUCCCUGAAUCUAAACCAUCUGAAGCUACAAAACCAGUUGAAGUUGCAAAACCGGUUGAAGCUGCAAAACCAGCCAAGAAGGCUGCGAACAAGAAACCGAGUUUCGUAUCUAGGCUUCCUAAGCCUUCACAAAAGCUGGCACAAACAAGAUUACCUCGUCUGUCAACGACUAUCAGCUCUGCCUCUAAGGCUUCAUCAAGUAUGUCAGCAGCCAGGAAACCUCCUGCAAGCAGUUUCUCUGCAACCAAGCCGGUGAAACAAUGGCACUAAAAGUGAAGGAGUUUUAGAUGGUAGAAUGAUUGAAGCCUAACCUUGGCAGAAUGUGAUUCUAACUUGUAAUGAUUAUUAUUACCAACAAUUACUUCCAUUUAUCUCGUGGGAGUGUUUGUGCUUGUAUAUAGGCAAUGGUAACCUAUUUAGGUUUCACCAUUGUCACUCUAUAACAUCACAAUUUUUUUUUAA